AAUGUUCAUCAAUUCAGUCAUAGCUAGGAUAUAGUAACUGCUCUCCAACAGAUCUUUCCAGUGUCACACUCGUACUUCAACGGCAAAGCUACAGCCUUUGUUCUUGAAAAUGAGCGGAUUGCUACUUUUAUUGCAUUUGAAGCUUUCAGCUUUGCAAAAACUACAGGAGACGGCAAAUGAUAUCCUACGCAAAUGGUGGCCAAACUCCCCGGGAUUUGCGGCGUCAAAGAGGAUGGAAUCUUAUGAAGAAGUCGGGAGAGUUUCCGAGAUCUUCAUCUACCCUGUGAAGUCGUGCAGGGGGCUGGCCGUGGAGGCGGCUGAGGUCACUCCCACAGGACUGAAGUACCAAGCACUGAUGGACAGACACUGGCUGGUGGUGAAUGAGAAGGACCACUUCCUCACAGCCCGGCAGGAGCCGUCCCUGGUGCUGGUGACGUCCAGCCUGGCCGAGGACGGCAGCCUGUGUCUGGACGCACCCGGCAAGGACACGCUGAGGCUACCGGUCAAUCUGGAGCAGGGCAGGCUUGUCCACACAAAAGUGUUUGCUGUGGCGGGAGAAGGGGUUGACUGUGGAGACGAGGCUGCUGAGUGGUUCUCCUCCUACCUGAACAGGCCGGGUACCAGACUGCUGUUUUCUGCGUCCAAUUGCAAGAAGAGGGAUCUGAAGGAGUGGAAAAUGUUUGCGGAGUUCGCAGAAACUGGUGAUGAGGUUGCCUUCCCUGACUACGCUGCCUUCAUGAUGCUCUCUGAGGCUUCCCUGGACAACCUGAAUGCCAAGCUGGACCUACCUGUCACUAUCAGGAACUUCCGUCCCAACAUUGUGGUGACUGGCUGUUCUCCUCAUGCGGAGGAUUCUUGGAAGUCCAUCAGGGUCGGCAAAGCCGAGUUCAGGAGGAUGAAGCAGUGUGAUAGGUGUGUCUUCACCACCAUUGAUCCAGAGACAGGUGUGAAGGGUGAGAAGGAGCCGCUUGAAACACUCAGGCUUUACCGUCAGGCUGAAGGAGCUAUGAGGAAGAAGGUGGGCACAUCGCCGAUGUUCGGGUCUCACCUGGCCGCCGAUAGGGAGGGAACCAUCCGUGUGGGAGACACGGUGUACGCAGUGGUGGACUGAGACGUCACCGAAUCUUAGCCUUUUCAGCAGGUCCUACAAGUUCGGAUUUCAAGAGGCUUAUGAAGUUCUUUUUCUGUAGCCUCUACCAAGCUCCGUGGACCGUUGGUCAUAUAGUAUAAAUUGGACAAAUAGAGGGAAGUGUGCGAGGGGAGUGUGCCGGCUAGAUUAGUCAAUAGACGACCAGUACUGACUCCUCUGGCUGUCCGACUCCACUAGCACAUUAUUCUCCCUAUUUUUCCAAUUUCUACUAUUUGACCAGCGAUCCGUGGAGCCUGGUAGAGGCUGCUUUUUCUGAUUGCAAAAAGACCAUAGACUUGGGUUCUUGUGCUGCCUGCACUUGGUUCAGUAACAAGAAACCGAAGUGCAAUAAACCGGAUAUGCCAUCAGAAAAAAAUCAUAUUUUUAAGCAAAAAGACGUUCGCGAACGAUCGACUCAUAGCGCUUGCUAAGGAGGCUACCCGCAUCUUAGCUUUUACUCUAGUUGAGAUCAUGGCGACUCACUUUCUUUCAAUCUAACAGGGUGUCUUAAUACAAAAGAGGAGUGUUAACUGUCAAGUGAGGCACCGAAUUAAAGUAACUGGUGUUUACUAACUAAAGUGGGGUUGUCCAAUGGUGAAGAUGAUGUUAAAGAUCAAUGUCAUAGAAUGUUUUCAAAAGCAACGGAAAAUAUCAUACAAACCUUACAUUCCAUCAUUCCAAGCCCACAAGGGCCCUUCUGAUUUAAUAUUGUUUAUCAUGGUAUAGUGACUUGCAGGUAUUGCCUGUUGAUAAGUAUGAUCAAUAGUCCUACUAGUUAUGUGACAGCAUGUCUUCCUAAACCUAGAAAAACAUAAUUUGCUAAUACAUGUACCUGUGUUCUAAGGUAUGCCAACAUUGUUUUCAUUAAAAAUAAUAUACAUGUACGAA
Branchiostoma floridae (Florida lancelet) is the source of this 2017-nucleotide messenger RNA. Its product is annotated as mitochondrial amidoxime reducing component 2-like. The record is from RefSeq and is a predicted model, not a curated record. The transcript is spliced from 8 exons. Gene Ontology annotation, molecular function: molybdenum ion binding; molybdopterin cofactor binding; nitrate reductase activity. The coding region runs from base 110 to 1111 and encodes 333 amino acids. Gene Ontology annotation, biological process: nitrate metabolic process. Gene Ontology annotation, cellular component: mitochondrial inner membrane. Lineage: Eukaryota; Metazoa; Chordata; Leptocardii; Amphioxiformes; Branchiostomatidae.